CAGUCGUGGCUUGCGCAUACCUAAUUGCUGGUCGACUCAGCUUUGGGCUGUUUUGUUUUUAUUUAAUUAAUCUAUAAUUUAAAAAGCUGUAAAUUGCCUGAUUCUGAUACUUCUUUUGUCCGAAUCCGCACAACUAGUGAAUUUUUUGUCAGCAGGAGCAUCUCGCAGUGGUUGCGUUUCGAGUCGUUCAUGUGCUGCGUCCUGAAGUCGUAAUUAAGAAACUAUCGAAUUCCACAGCAAAAUGUGCCUUUAGUCUGCUGCGCGACAUCUGAACCAGUGCCCACUCUAUUGAAACUAAGGACCAACUAUGCUAGCAAAAAUCGGCCUUCUGGCGGGUAUUUUUGUGCUCAACUUAGUUGGCCAGACCACGCCCCAGUUGCCCGAAAAUCUGCCGGAUCCGGAUCCGCAGUCCGGGCAGCAGCCUCAAAGCUAUCAGCCUAGCUACAACAAGGAUUACUCUCCGCGAUAUAAUCCCCUGUAUACUGGACAGCAAAGCGCUGACCCCAACCAGUUCGACAAUACGCUGCUCGACGGACAGAGCCCCAAUACCUACAACGGGUACUAUGAUGGCAGGGCAGGAGGUGGGGGCCUUGGCGGCAAUGUGGUCGGGCCUGGAAACAACCUCGGCGGACUCGGCCCACAGUACGACCCAUUUAAUCGGAACAGCAUAGGUUCAGCAGGUGUCAGCUACCGGGACGCCUAUACCGAUGAAGAUAACUUUUGCCCGGAGCACUGGGUCUCGUUCAGACAGACGUGCUAUCGCUUCAUCCGCUCGCCCAAGCGCAACUGGGCAGAGGCUAAAAAGAUCUGCAAGGCGUACAAUGCCGACCUGAUAAACGUGGAUAAUGUAGAGAAGCACUCGUUUAUACUCAAGAAUCUCAUCCUGCAGAAUCAACGACAGAACCGAUUCUUCAUCUCCGCCCGGCAAACGGGCCCGUUGAAUUGGGUCAACGAUGACAACACCCAGUUAGUCCAGAUUGAAGACUCCUUUUCCAUGGACGAGCAAGUGCCCUUGGAAAACGAAGAUCUGCACGACAAUAGAUUCCUUGUGCAAAACGACCUCAACAACCAAAAUAUCAAUAAUCCAAAUCAGUUUUACAACUCGCUUCCGGGGACUGUUAAUCAGCGCAAUCAAAAUAACCUUCGCGGCUUUAUAGGUCCCAACCAGCCGUAUGGAGACAACCGAUAUGUGCGUGAUCGCGUUGUGUACGCCUUCUCAAAGAAAAGGGAUCGGUGGAUGUUUAUGCCAGCAUAUGAAAUUGAACUAAAUCUCUUUAUAUGCGAGUCAAAAGUACUAUACAGCUCAGACAAUGUCAACAUAAAGUUAGACGACAAGCGCCCCUACCACUAUGGACUCGAUAUAAACGACAUGGAACGGAUUCCACGGGGUCCUUAUUUCGUAAAGCAGCCAAACGACACUACUUUCGAUGUGAACAAGAAUCGCCUGAUUAAUGAUGUAACUCUUAGCUGUUUGGCCAACGGGUAUCCAACCCCUUCAUACACAUGGUACCGAGAGGUAUACGUAGACGACAGACUCGAGUACCAAAAGAUUGAUCCCCUGGCGCAGGAUCGGUACACCAUAUCAGGAGGCAACCUGAUUAUCUACGAGCCAAAGCAAGCGCUGGACCAGGGCGCGUAUCAUUGUGUGGCAGAAAACAAAUUUGGGCGCAUUCGAUCCGAAAGCGCGCAUUUAAACUUCGGUUUCAUUAUGGAGUUCAAUCUAAAACGGUCUGCGGAGACAAGCGAGAUGAAUUGGGGCAAAUCCAUAUUCUGCGACCCCCCGCAGCACUAUCCCGACGUACGCUAUUACUGGGCUCGAGACUAUUUUCCCAACUUCGUGGAGGAGGAUCAACGCGUAUUCGUCUCCCGCGAUGGUGCCCUAUACUUCUCCUUCAUAGAAACUGUGGACAGAGCCAACUACUCGUGCACCGUGCAGACCCUUGUGUCGGACACCGGUCGCAACGGUCCCUUCUUUCCGUUGCGCGUUACCCCCAACAGCAACUAUCAAGCGCUGAUAUUUGCCAACACCUUCCCCAAAGUAUUUCCUGAGGCGCCAGUGGCAGGUGACGAGAUUCGACUGGAGUGCAUGGCUUUCGGUUACCCCAUUCCGUCGUACAAUUGGACCCGCCAAGGCCUACCUCUCCAACGCAACGCCUACACGAUCAACUAUGGGCGUGUCUUAAUAAUCCAAAAUGCGACAACGAACGACAACGGCGAGUACUCCUGCACGAUUACCAAUCCCCGGAAGACACUUAUGAAGAGCAUAUACAUCAAUAUUCAAAUGCGCCCACAAUUUACCAUACCUCUUAAAGACAUGAUAAAAGACUACAACAGUGACGUGACCUUCAUUUGCGAGGCAUUUGCUAUUCCGGACGCGAAUUACACGUGGUACAAAAAUGCCGAACGACUCGACCCAGCGAAUAUUAAUCGCGACCGAUACAUUAUCCAGGACAAUGUGUUAACCAUUAAAUUCCUAGAAAAGGAUAAGGACGACGCAAUGUACCAAUGUGGUGCCCAAAACCAACUGAAGACCUCCUUCUCUUCGGCGCAGCUCCGAGUGCUGUCUAUGAAGCCGUCCUUUAAAAAGCAUCCCCUCGAAUCUGAAGUCUAUGCUGUUUACAACGGCAAUACGACAAUUGUGUGCGACCCGGAAGCCGCUCCACGCCCUAAGUUUCAAUGGAAGAAGGAUGGACAAGUGAUUGGCUCGGGAGGCCACCGGCGCAUUCUGCCCAGUGGUACCCUGACAAUAGCACCCACGUCGCGGGACGAUGAGGGUAUUUACACAUGUAUUGCAUCAAACCAAGCGGGCACCGACGAAUCGCACGCGCGUGUUAUUGUAUUGCAGGAAAUUCGUUUCAUUGAAACCCCUCCACAACGAAUCGUUUCCAAGGAACACGACUUAAUCUUCUUGCAUUGCGAGGCCGCCUUUGAUGAACUGCUGGACAUUGCUUAUGUGUGGAAACACAACGGUGAAGUCUUAAAAAACAAUCAUGACGGCACCGGACGUAUCAUUGUAGACUGGAACAGAUUGACAGUGCAUAACACCAGCAUGCGCGAUGCCGGGGACUACGAAUGCGUUGUCAAGUCGGCAGUAAACGAAAUUAGCAGCAAGACCAGUGUUUCUAUUGAGGGAGCUCCUGGCGCUCCUGGUGGCGUUCAAGUCAUACAGAUAAGUAAGACGAAGGCCAUCAUUGAGUGGGUGGAUGGAUCGAACAACGGUCGUGCGAUCCGCUACUACAACAUCCUAGGCCGUACAAACUGGAAUCGCACCUGGGUUAAUGUGUCGACCCAUGUGCAGGCGCGAGAGGUAGAUCGAUACACCUCUCGCCAGCAAGCCGAGGUUGUCAAUCUGACGCCCUGGUCGGCUUACGAAUUUAGUGUUACUGCCGUAAACGAUCUGGGAAUCGGAACGCCCUCGGCCCCAUCGCCAAUUUACAGCACCUAUGAGGACAAGCCGUACAUAGCCCCGCGAAACGUGGGUGGUGGAGGUGGAAAGAUUGGCGACCUAACUAUUACCUGGGAUCCGCUGCUGCCGCAAGAGCAGCAUAGCCACGGUAUACACUAUAAGGUGUUUUGGAAGCUCAAGGGAGCCAUUGAAUGGGCAUCUGACGAAAUAAAAAAACAGGAUCACAUGGGCGUGGCUGUGGUUAAUAUUCCUCUUAAUAACUACUAUACGGAGUACGAAGUCAAGGUGCAAGCCAUUAACAACGUUGGCAAGGGACCGGAGAGUGAAAUAGCUGUCAUACACUCCGCUGAGGACAUGCCACAGGUGGCUCCUCAAAAGCCCAUUGCGCUCGCCUACAACUCCACUUGCUUUAAUGUCACUUGGCAACCUAUAGACAUGUCGCGUGAAAACAUUCGUGGCAAACUGAUUGGCCACAGGUUGAAGUACUGGAAAACGACGCACCAGGAAGAAGACUCGGUGUACUACCUGUCACGUACUACAAGGAAUUGGGCGCUUAUCGUAGGUCUACAACCAGAUACUUACUACUUUGUUAAAGUCAUGGCUUACAAUGCUGCAGGGGAAGGACCUGAAAGCGAACGCUUUGAAGAACGAACAUAUAGAAAGGCCCCGCAAAAGCCCCCAUCUUCGGUUCAUGUGUAUGGAAUAAACCCGUCUACCGUGCGGGUGGUCUGGAGAUAUGUUUCACCUUCGCAAGAUGAGGAACCAGUAGAAGGUUAUAAGGUUCGCAUUUGGGAAUCGGACCAGAACAUGAUCACGGCCAACAAUACCAUAGUGCCAAUCGGACAGAAACUGGAGUCGUACAUCAACAAUCUGACGCCAGGGAAGAGCUACAACAUGCGAGUCCUCGCAUACAGCAAUGGAGGAGACGGUCGCAUGUCCAGUCCAACUCUACACUUCCAGAUGGGCAAGACCACGCGCAACGGUGCAGAUACCCGACAUGGCCACAACAUCAAUACGGCCCUUAUCUUAAGCACAUUGCUACUCAUUAGCACCAUUCUCUACACAAGCCACUGAAUGCAGCACAAAUUAAGAUCCAUAAUUUUAGGCAGUAAGAACAUACAUAUACUGAGAAGUGACCUUAUAUUUCAGUAA
Messenger RNA from Drosophila mauritiana, 4558 nucleotides. RefSeq names its product contactin (gene Cont). Gene Ontology annotation, biological process: cell-cell adhesion. The coding region runs from base 308 to 4480 and encodes 1390 amino acids. NCBI's taxonomy places the organism in Eukaryota, Metazoa, Arthropoda, Insecta, Diptera, Drosophilidae. The record is from RefSeq and is a predicted model, not a curated record. Gene Ontology annotation, molecular function: protein binding. The transcript has 8 exons.